UCCUGCUCUCAGCCCAGUGUUGAGUGAGAAGGUUAUGUCUAGGACUUCCAUUCAACCAUAGAUGAUAUGGUUUUCUACUGCGAGUGCAAAACACAUGGAGCAGUUUGAACAACUUUCUGAAAAGUUUUACUAGUUUGGGUCUGACUUCCACCAAAAUGUCAGGGCACUCCCUGGUCACUGGCUCCUUUGUGGUAGCAGACUAUGUGGUGUUUGCUGUCAUGCUCCUGGUCUCGGCUGCCGUCGGAGUCUACUAUGCCUGGGCAGACAGGGGCCAGCAAAGCUCGGGGGACUUCCUAAUGGGGGGUCGAAGACUGACUGCCCUGCCUGUCUCCCUUUCCCUGACCGCCAGCUUCAUGUCAGCCAUCACAGUGCUGUCCAACCCAGCCGAGGUAUACCGCUAUGGAGCCAACAUAGGAUUUUAUGGUCUGGCUUACGUCAUGACGAUGGUGAUCACAUCUGAGGUCUUUCUCCCAGUCUUUUACAGGCUGGCCAUCACCAGCACAUAUGAGUAUUUGGAGCUGCGUUUCAGCAGAGCGACCCGUCUACUGGGAACUGUGCUCUUCAUUGUUCAGACAAUCCUCUACACUGGAAUCGUCAUUUAUGCUCCGGCUCUUGCUUUACACCAAGUCACUGGGAUGGAUCUAUGGAGUGCAGUUUUUUCCACAGGCGUGGUCUGUACCUUUUACUGCACUAUGGGUGGUCUGAAGGCAGUGGUGUGGACCGAUGUGUUUCAGCUUGGCGUCAUGUUUGCAGGCUUCCUGUCUGUCAUAAUCAGGUCCGUGGUCGUCCAAGGUGGCGUCCUCCCCAUCAUUUCGGAUUCAGAACAGGGAGGGAGACUCAACUUUUGGGACUUUGACACAAACCCUCUGAGGAGACACACUUUUUGGACCAUAACCAUUGGAGGGACAUUUGUCUGGGUCAGUAUCUAUGGGAUCAACCAGGCCCAGGUUCAGAGAUACAUCUCCUGCAAGAGCAUCACUCAUGCCAGAUUAUCUCUGUACAUCAAUCUGCUCGGCAUGUGGGCCAUCUUGCUAUGCUCAGUGUUUGCAGGAAUGGGCCUCUUCUCAAUCUAUAAGAACUGCGACCCAUGGACAGCUGGACGGGUUAAUGCUCCAGACCAGUUGAUGCCCUAUUUGGUGAUGGACAUCCUGGGAGACUAUCCUGGCCUUCCUGGACUAUUUGUUGCUGCUGCGUAUAGUGGAUCUCUCAGCACAGUGUCAUCCAGCAUUAACGCACUGGCUGCAGUGACAGUGGAGGACCUGAUCAAACCGUACACUAACAUAUCUGAGAAACAUCUGUCCUGGAUGGCAAAAGGACUGAGUCUCAUAUAUGGGGUUUUAUGCAUUGGAAUGGCUGGACUGGCUUCACUCAUGGGAGGCAUCUUGCAGGCAGCCAUCAGUAUAUUUGGCAUCAUUGGAGGUCCUUUACUUGCUGUGUUUACAUUGGGUAUCCUCUGUCCAUUUGCCAACUCCAAAGGAGCAUUGUCAGGUCUCGUGUCGGGGUUGGGAGUGGCACUGUGGGUGGGCAUCGGAGCCCAGAUAUACCCCCCACCCCCUGAGAUGAGCCGACCUCUGUCACUGACCACUGAGGGCUGUAACCUCACUACGACAGACAGAUUCAACUGGACCUCGACUGCUCUACCAACACAGCCACUCUCCAUCAGCACAGCCCUGGUACAUAGCAUUGAUGGCAAGCCUCUGCUGGCAGAUAACUGGUACUCUCUGUCGUACCUUUACUUCAGUCCUAUUGGGACCAUCAUAGCUAUCAGUGUGGGACUGUUAGUCAGCCUGUUUACAGGAGGCUGUAAGUUGAAGGUGGAAUCAAAGCUUACAUUAAUGAAAGAAGACACAACUCUUUAUCACCUGUUCCAAGUUUGCAAAGACAGAGUCAUGAGACGAACAGGAAAGCUUGACCUGACAAGGGACAGAGGAAAGAGAACUGGCAGCACUAAUCCUGCUUUCUGUGACGUAGAGCUAAACACAACAAAAAGCAGCAUUGCCUCAUGAAAUGCAGCUGUUUGUUACAUUAUUACUGAUAUAAUACAAGAGAUGCCAAUAAAGG
This is a messenger RNA of Etheostoma spectabile (orangethroat darter), 2061 nucleotides long. It is a transcript of the gene slc5a8, whose product is annotated as solute carrier family 5 member 8. The transcript has 17 exons. Gene Ontology annotation, molecular function: organic acid:sodium symporter activity. The record is from RefSeq and is a predicted model, not a curated record. Gene Ontology annotation, biological process: propanoate transmembrane transport; sodium ion transport. Lineage: Eukaryota; Metazoa; Chordata; Actinopteri; Perciformes; Percidae. Gene Ontology annotation, cellular component: extracellular exosome; membrane. Bases 156 to 2006 code for a protein of 616 amino acids.